UACGUGAAACAAGUUGAUUAUGCUAGAGUACGARAUAUCAAUUUUACUUCUGCACGAAAAAUGAAGACGGACUUAGAGAAAAAAAUCGAUUAUCAUAACGAUAUUCCCAGUCAAAGCAAGUCAACACAAGUUUUAGGAACAUUAAAGUCUUCUUCAAAAGAAUGCAAAGCUCCUACAGAACCGGAAAUGGAUGCUUUCUACRCGGAAAUCAACAAGAGUCAAAACAAGGCCGUGGUUCUAAGCUUGAUUUCUCCAUACUCAAGUAGCUUUGUGCUGAAAAGCASAUCUGUUCCAACAGUAAAUGAUCUUUGUAAAAAGGAAUACUUAGAUCUAUCAUAUCUAGAGCUUAUAAAGGUCUGUCAAGGCAUAAAGCUUGAAAUUUCAAAAAAUCACAUAGAACAAAUUGAGAGAGAUACCUUAAAACAGKCAAAAGGACAUAACUUUUUCAAACACAGAGCUGGAAGAAUUGGAGCUUCUCAAAGUAARGCUGCAUGCCACUCAGAUCCUGCUUUGCCCUCCCUGUCUCUAAUACAAUCAAUUUGUUACCCAGAGCUAGCUAAGUUUACCACUAAAGCCACUGUUCAUGGUUGUAAACAUGAAGAAGAUGCUAUCAAGGCCUAUGAACAAAUAAUGAAAGGGAAGCACACCAAUUUCAAGGUUCAGAAGUGUGGUCUGUUUAUCAAUGAAGCUUAUCCAUAUAUACAUGCGACACCUGACUUCUUAUGUUCUUGHGACUGUUGUGGAGAAGGAUGUGGGGAGGUGAAAUGCCCUUUUUGYAUUGAGGACUGUGACUUUAAUAGCUAUCUAUCAAAGUCAUCAUGUUGUCUACUAAAAGAUAACAAUGAAAUGUUUACCCUUAAGCAUGAUCACCAGUAUUACUAUCAAGUUCAGCAGCAGCUGUUUACUUUACACAAAGAUUACUGUAACUUUGUUGUAUGUGCAUUUGGAGAUGAUGGGAGUACAACACUUGUCCAGCCGAGAAUAUUCCCAGACAAAGAACACUGGGAAAUUGCAUUGCCAAAGCUCACCACUUUUUGGAGAACCUGUGUCUUACCUGAAGUGCUUGGAAAAUGGUCCACUAGAAGGCAUACUUCAAAAAGAAGUGAGCCAACAGCAAGUGGGGCUAUUUGCUUUUGCAGAACUGCCCAAGAUAGAUCAUGUGGGGGACUUAUAUAG
Messenger RNA from Actinia tenebrosa (Australian red waratah sea anemone), 1176 nucleotides. RefSeq lists its product as uncharacterized. Lineage: Eukaryota; Metazoa; Cnidaria; Anthozoa; Actiniaria; Actiniidae. The record is from RefSeq and is a predicted model, not a curated record. Gene Ontology annotation, molecular function: cysteine-type peptidase activity; zinc ion binding. Gene Ontology annotation, biological process: proteolysis.